Molecule: messenger RNA, 402 nt
Organism: Entamoeba dispar SAW760
Lineage: Eukaryota; Evosea; Mastigamoebida; Endamoebidae
Exons: 2
Coding region: 1-402 (133 amino acids)
Source: RefSeq, a predicted model, not a curated record
AUGUCAAUCUCUAUUGAAACUCAUGUCACAUUUAAAGGUGAUGUUAUUACUAUUCAAUAUAAUCCAGAUGAUCCCCCAAUUUCAAGUUUUAUGGAAAAAAGACCUCGUCUUAGUGCAGAAUUCAAGGAUGCUGAAGAAGUUACUCUCUCUCCAUUGAAAGGAGAUUUUACUGUAUCACUAGACCAACUUUUUUCUUCUUCUCACAAACAACAGAUAGAUACAGAAAAAAUGAGAUUAUGGGAAAUUAGACAAGCUUUACGAAGAGAGGGAUUAAAGACACAAGGUACAAUAGAAGUUCUUCGCAAAAGAUUAGAAAAACAUUUAAAAAAACCAAAGAAGAAUGAUGUAACACCAACGAAAAGAAAAAAGAGUCAAAAGAAAAGAGUUUAUGAAAAGAAAUAA